AUGGAGCGCGACGGCAUGUGCGUCUACGAAGACACCAGCGGGAACACCACUCCUAUUGAGCCCCAGCCUACCCCUACCACCACCAUGAGCCACCUGUUUUCAGGCAGCGCCUCUACCCCUGACACCGCCAUCAAUAACCCAACUCCAUCCAGCGACCCAGCCACUCCCUCAUCGUCAUCGUCCGGCAGCGGCGGCAGCGGCGGCGGCGGCGGCGGUGGCGGCGGCGGUUCCAACUUUGGCAUCACUUGCGAUAAGUUCAACAAGGCAGUCGUUGACGGAGGCAACGCGAUCGGCCAGCGGUACCCUACCCCAAGCUCAUCCCAGUGCUCGUCGUUCCUGAACGGCAUGGUUUCCAAGGGCCACAUUGCUAAUGCGCGCGAGGCGGCUAUGUUCCUGUCCAAUAUCCUCUGGGAGUCCGACGGACUGCGAGCCAAGGAAGAGUACGACUGCAAGUCACUGCCCGACUGGUGCGCCCAAAACUACAAGACUCCGAGUGAUGUGCCUGGCCAGACCUACUGGGGCCGCGGAUACAUCCAACUGUCGUGGCACUACAACUAUCUGGAUGCCUCCAAGGGCCUGUUUGGCGACGACCGCCUGACAAAGAACACUGCUCAGGUCGCCAGUAACGAGGAUCUAGCGUGGGGUGUCAGCUUCUGGUUCUGGAGCGACCGCGUCCGCUCGGACCCUGGUGUCCAGGCGGGCAAGUUUGGCGCCUCGAUCAACAAGAUCAACGGUGGGCUCGAGUGCAAUGGCGGCGCUGCGGCUGACAAGGCCAGGAAGCGCUACGCGAUGUACAAGGUCAUUCUACCUCUGUUUGCACCCGGCGAGACACCAAUUGAGAGCGGCUGCUACAACUAGACAUUCCUCUGCUUGCUCUCUGUUUCCUUCUCUGUUUAUAAAACGUAUAUACCUUGACCGC
Linderina pennispora is the source of this 919-nucleotide messenger RNA. Its product is annotated as lysozyme-like protein. The record is from RefSeq and is a predicted model, not a curated record. NCBI's taxonomy places the organism in Eukaryota, Fungi, Kickxellomycota, Kickxellomycetes, Kickxellales, Kickxellaceae. The transcript is spliced from 3 exons. The coding region runs from base 1 to 858 and encodes 285 amino acids. Gene Ontology annotation, molecular function: chitinase activity. Gene Ontology annotation, biological process: cell wall macromolecule catabolic process; chitin catabolic process.